This is a messenger RNA of Podarcis muralis (Common wall lizard), 2980 nucleotides long. RefSeq names its product bestrophin 2 (gene BEST2). Gene Ontology annotation, molecular function: chloride channel activity. The record is from RefSeq and is a predicted model, not a curated record. NCBI's taxonomy places the organism in Eukaryota, Metazoa, Chordata, Lepidosauria, Squamata, Lacertidae.
GUAGUCCCAAAACAUCUGGAGGGCCAAGUUUGGCCAUUCCUGGUUACAGCAUUGUGUUUGGUUUGUUUCUGUGCUCAGUGGUAAGUGCUGGUCAUUGGACCAGGGAAUUUAAGCAUCACCCGCUUGAAUUUGUUCAACCAGUGAGAUCCUCAGCAGAGACGCUGCACCAUGUCCUGCCACCAUCCGGGGGGGGGGCAGGUUGGAUGGGUGGAUAACAUAGGGCAAGGCCUUUUGGGGAGGCCUUAGCGCAGCACCCAGGCUUUAGAGCUCCCUCCUCCAGGACACCCCUCUCAUUUUUGUCUAGGACACUUUCUGCCCACCUCUCUACAAAUUCCUUACUGAAAUAAACCCUUUUUCUUCUCACAAGCUUGAGUGAUGCUCCAAUGCUCUUGCUAAUGCUGCAAUGCCUAUAUACAUGCUUAUAUGGGAAUGGGGUAAAUUUCAUUUAACUCAUUUGGACUCAUUUCUGAGCAGGCACAUGCAGGGUUAUGCUGCAAGGGCUUCCAAACCUUCCCUUUUUGUUUCCCAACCUUUCACAUUUUACCGUUCACCUGCACUUCUUCUGCUUCUACAUUAUUUCAAUCACUUUCCCGGACUCUUCUAUUUCAGGUCCUUUGAGUUGCCAUGCUGCAUGUUACAUUUACUUCCUUUCCCCUGACAAUUAGGAGGGAAUGCAACUGCAAGCGCACCCUUCAGCCAGCCCAGCCUCUCACCCCUCCCAUCUCACCCCUCCCUCCAGCUUCUGAUGCCAAGCAAUCAAAGAAGAGUCUACCUUUAGGAGAGAUGUAAAAGGUCAGCACAGAGGCACUUAGGUAUUUAGAAACCUGUGGGGGCUGUCAGAGCAGCCUUCUCGUCUCGUCUCUUCUCUUCACCUUGCCUAAGAGCUGCUUCCCAGGUGGAAUUUGGGGAUAAUUGCUAAGGGAGUCUGUGCUCUUUGGAUUGCUUCUCCCCUGCAAUUGCCCUCACUGAGGGCGAAGCCAAAUCAGCUGAUAACCUUUUGCACAGACCCACUGUGUCUCUCUGCCUGGCUGCACCAUGACUGUCACCUACACAGCCCGUGUGGCCAACGCUCGCUUCGGUGGCUUCUACAAACUACUGACCCUCUGGCGUGGAAGCAUCUACAAGUUGCUCUACAAGGAGUUCUUGGUCUUCUCUCUUUCGUACCUGGGACUUAGUGUUACAUAUCGCUUCGUCUUAAGUGAGACUCAGAAAAGGGACUUCGAAAAGGUGGUGAUUUACUGUGACAACUAUGCCAAUCUCAUCCCUGUCUCCUUUGUCCUGGGGUUCUAUGUGACACUGGUGGUGAACCGCUGGUGGAGUCAGUACACCUGCAUGCCUAUGCCAGACCGCCUGAUGUGUGCCAUCUCUGGGAACGUGCACGGCACUGACGAGAAGGGGCGCCUUUACCGGCGAACUCUCAUGCGGUACUGCAGCCUUUCUGCCGUCUUGAUUCUUCGCUCAGUCAGCAUCGCUGUGUUCAAGCGUUUCCCCACCAUAGACCAUGUGGUGGAGGCAGGGUUCAUGACUCGUGAGGAGCGCAAGAAAUACGAGAACCUGAACACUUCCUACAACAGAUACUGGGUCCCCUGUGUCUGGUUUACCAACUUAGCUGCACAGGCACGCAAAGAAGGCCGCAUACGUGAUAACUGUGCUCUCAAGUUACUCAUGGAGGAACUGAACCUUUUUCGCGGAAACUGCAGCAUGCUCUACCACUAUGAUUGGAUCAGUGUACCACUAGUCUACACUCAGGUGGUCACCAUUGCUGUGUACAGCUUCUUCGUUUCUUGUCUGAUUGGGCGGCAGUUCCUUGACCCAGGCCAGGGCUACAAAGGACAUGACCUGGAUCUGUGGGUCCCUGUUUUCACCCUGCUGCAAUUCUUCUUCUAUGUUGGGUGGCUAAAGGUGGCUGAGCAGCUCAUCAACCCUUUCGGGGAGGACGAUGAUGACUUUGAAACCAACCUGCUGAUUGACAGGAAUUUCCAGGUCUCCAUGAUGGCAGUGGACGAGAUGUAUGGGGACCUGCCUCUUCUGGAGAAGGAUCGGUACUGGGAUGCCUCCAACCCCCGCGCCCCAUAUACUGCAGCCACCGUUUUCCUCUUGCAACAGCCGUCGUUCCAGGGUUCCACUUUUGAUAUGACCCUAGCCAAGGAAGACAUGCAGUUCCAGCCCCUAGAGGACAUCGCAGAGGGCUAUGAACACAGCCGCCAUGUCCCUGCGCACCUCUUGAACCGCCUGCUAUCCACAGCCCCCGCGCCUGGCGGCUUUGGACGUCGGCUGUCUCUGCUGAGGCGCAAGAACAGCUGUGUUUCUGAAGCAUCCACUACCUACAGCUGCCUCUGUCAGGAUACACAGACCACGGACUGUACCUGUGGGCCUUCUGGGCAGUCUGUGCCCUUCAACAGCAUUCACUUCAGCUCUGAGGGGGAGGGAGACCUUGGGCCUGAUGGCACUGGCCUGGGCACAGAGACACACAAGGACCUCUCUGAGGAUCCCGCAGGCGAGCCCAGUGGCCCAGCUCAGACCUCGCUAGGCCAUGACAGUGCUGUGGCCAACCCCCAGGAUCCAGUGCCCCUUGUGGACAUGUCUGUCCCUGCAGCAACAGAUACCGACUCGUCUCAGCCUCUCCUAGACCACGGCUCUUCAGAUGCCCCCUUCUUUCACAGCUCAAAGGAGGCCUCCGGCAAGGGUCUUCCACCAGCCAAUUACCCCCACUGGCUGCAGAGCCCUAUCGAGGAGGAGAAUGUGGCAUAAGCGAUUACUUCAGCCUCCACAGGGUUCAGUGGAGCCAUUACGAAGGGUGGCCCAUGGCACAGUUCAAUCUGAGGCCUCAGGACAGGAAAUCAGUGAAGACUGAUAGUCCUUGCAGCUGCUAAAGGGAAAUUUGAAUUGGUGGCCCCUGCUAGACACCUGGUUUUUAAUGACAUUGUAAUGUGGGGCCACUUCAUAAGGAGUCAGGAGGCUUCUGUUAAUCAGGCCUCUA